Messenger RNA from Closterium sp. Yama58-4, 7455 nucleotides. Lineage: Eukaryota; Viridiplantae; Streptophyta; Zygnematophyceae; Desmidiales; Closteriaceae. The record is from the annotation of a GenBank genome assembly.
AUGCUGGUGUCACGCCCUCAUCCGACGAUCCAGAUUCUUCCCAUGGCUGGUCGCCGUGUCGCCUCUGGUUCUCUUCUCGAGUCUUUCCACCUCAACAAUAAUGCGUUUCCCGCAGCACCGGAACUACCCUCGCUGCUGCCGAGCGUACCCAUCCGCAUCCCAGAAGCGGUCAGAUCCCGCCUUCCCCUGCCACACCACUUUGGGAACAAGUACGACCUUCCCCAGGCACACCUCUUUGCAGACAAAUCCCACAUACCCCGGCCAAACGUUCCCAGCGUGAGUCCGCAGCGCCGCGUCACGACUGGCGCCGAUGGAGCAAGAAAGCUGCUCAGCAGGCUGCUGGAUGAGACCCCUUAUACCGAAGCUUAUAAUAGCGCGGAUGCGUACAGCGCGGCGGUGCUCGCGCCGACAGCAGCAGAGGCACCGGCGUCGGAAGUGGAUGGUGCGAGUGGGGGAAGCGACAAUGAUGAUGGCGGUGGUGGGACCGUGCGCCACACUGCGACUGGCGGAGAGGACGGAGAAGUGGACGGGGGAGGCGACGGCGGAGGGGGCGGGGGAGGGGGCGUGGGAGCCGACGGCGGUGGGGGCGGGGGAGGGAAUGGGGGAGGGGACGGCGGAGGAAGCCCUGAGUGGCCGUCAUUCGCGGAAGGGGGUAGCGCGGGGAGCGCGGAGAGUCGCCCACCUGCCACGUGGUGCGAUAGCGAGGCUUGCUUACGUGGCGCGCUGCUGGAUCGCGCACCCGCCAUCUACCUCACGAGCCACGUGUACCUGACCCAUGGCGAGCUGCCAGCUGUCAGGCACGCGGUGGCCGUGACGGGCUUGUGUUCGUCCGAUCAGUGCACGGUCGACGGCCAGGGGCAGUCCAGGAUCUUCACCGUCCGGGCAGGCGGCUACCUGGCGCUACAAAACAUCGCUCUCGUGCACGGAUUCGUCCCGCGGGGCAAGUUCGGAGGCGCAGUUUUUGUUUCCGGGCUGCCCGACUCACCGCCUUCACCAGGGGAGACCCUGCCCGGGGCCUACCUCUCCGCUAUAGGCACGAGCUUUUUCAAUAACAGCGGAGGGAGCGGAGGCGGGGCGGUGGCUAUUGGGAGCGAUGCAGCAGCGUUCUUCCAUGGCGCCAAUUUCGCAUUUAACUCCGUUUUUAUGUGGUUUUUCGGCAAUUUCUCACAGAAAUCUGUGGUCGCAACCCAUAGUACGUCAUUGUGCGUUUCUCGAACAUGGUCUUGUUUUCUUCCACCCUCCGCCCUCCACUCUCCACAGGACGCCACUGGCAAGCACCGGAGCAGGGGAGGGGCCAUAUACCUGGGGGCACAGACCGACAGGAGCAUAAGAAUCAGAACAACCCCCAGUCAGGCGCACGCUGAGCACUCACUGAGGCACCCUCCCGGAUCCUCCCACUCUCCCUCUCCACAGGACGCCACUGGAAAUCACCGCAGCAGGGGAGGGGCCAUGUACCUGGGGGCACAGGCCGACAGGAGCAUAAGAAUCAGAAUAACCCCCGAUGAGGGGCAUGAGGGGACCACCCCUGGCUCUCACAAAGCGCGGGAAUGCUCACGAGGAGUGGACUAUACUGCUGCUGCCUCUCCCUGUGUGACUGUGCUCGACUCGCUGUUUGUUGCCAACUCGGCUGCUGUUGGAGGGGCUAUGUUUGUGGAUGGGGCCGACCCUACCUGCCACAACGCAUCAUCAACCCAGAAGGACAACAGCAUAAAAGGAGCAUCACUGCACAUAGGCAAUGCUCUUUUCGAGGCAAACAGGGCUACUAUCGACGGUGGGGCAGCUGCUGUGGGGUCUCACGGCCGGCCAGGAGGCCAAGCUUCCUUCUCCACCGUCCGAUUUGAUCAGAAUGCUGCCGGGAGGGAUGGAGGGGCGCUGUAUGUGGGGGGAGGGAGACCCGAGCAUGCCGGCAGCAGAGUCACUGUCUAUGAUGCAGCGUUCCUCAGCAACACUGCUGGUAACCUGGUCGAUAAUGUCACAGGAAAUCCUGCUGGUAACCCUGCUGGUAACCCUGUUACAGAGCCUGCGGUCAGAGAGUCUGGGCCUCCUGGGAAGAAAAACCUUCAAGGCGGUGCUGACGUGGCACAAUCUGAGACGCCACGAGAAUCUGGUCAUCCUAAGAGGGGAAACCUUCAAGGCGGUGCUGACGUGGCAGUGAGGCGAUGGGCCUCUGCGCACAUCCACCACAGCACCUUCCAGGAAGGCAACGUGACUAAAUCUGAGUCGGAUUGCCUGCACGCCCCCCCAGCCUUCAGUUGCCCCUUCCUUCCCACCUACCUCAAGCCAACCACUCCCCAUUCUGCAUUACCACCAGCACCAGCAUCUGAAGCAACCUCAGCAGCAACUGCACUAUCUCCCACCACACCUCGUCCCCUCUCCACCAUCUCCUCCCUCCCUGCUUCAACUGCCACACCUGCUACUGCCACUGCCCCUUCCCCCAGCCCCACAUCCACCUCUCCUCCCUCGCCCUGCAUCUGUCCCCAACUGGAAGUGCAACUGCCCUCCACCCCUCCGAACUCCCUCUUCCCUACCCCCGCCUUACCUCCUCCCUGCGCUCGUCUCCUGCAAGAGAAGCUUCAUUCGGAGCCACAACCACCAAGGUAUAAUGGAACAACGCAUGGCAAUGUGACGGGAGACCCUCACUUCGUGGGGCGGCAUGGGGAGAGAGUCGAUUUCCACGGCAAGCCUGGGGAGAGCUACUGCUUGCUCUCAGAUUCAAACGUACACGUUAACAUGCGCCUCGUUGCUGGGCCGCAAAACGGGACAACGUAUAUGGAUGAAGUUGGCAUCCUGUAUCGAAACAAGGCGUCACGCAACAGUGAAGAUGAUUUGGUGGAGAUUGUUGUGGUUGCUGUGUCACACCCCGGUGCAAGGAUUCCCGGUUUCCAAGGAGGGCUUUUUAUGAAUGGAGCUGAGUUGCCGAACGUUGAUUUGACAGUCUCCACGAGCAAUAAGAUGCUCAGAGUGGAUCGCACUAGCAGAUCCGUGCGGAUUCGCGUCACAAGUACACUCGAUAUGUUUGUUGACGUCAGAAGAGCAGCGUUCAAUCACAAUGUCGGUAAAUUGGUGCACCACAACCAUCUGAAUGUGAGGUUAGGGAGUUUCAAAGGGUCAAACUCUGUGCAAGGGCUUAUUGGGAAGACCGAUCAGACUAAUGCUUCCAGGCAUGAAGAAACAAAAGGAUUAAAGGAGGGUGACAGCAAGGAGCACGUAAAUCUUGAUGCGCAGGAAGCGGCAGCUCGCGUGUUCGAAUCCUGGUGGCAGUCGGAUCUGCGAGGCAAAAACACACUCAUUGCACAGACGCUUCCGUAUCUCCUCGCGAGAUCGCUCGAGCUCUCUCGACCAGUAGACGUGCGACGCGUGUACGCCAUGCGCGACGCGUUUUCGGAGCUCGAUUUCAGCGACGUGGAGAGCAUAGCCGGGACUCGCGGGCUGCUACUAAGGUGUCUCUUCGCGCCGGUGUAUCUAAAGACCACCGAGGGUCGGCGAUUCCUUUCCUUCUUCUUACUUCUAGACCUCCAGCUCCUGAAAGAAUCUAUACUCAUUAUAAGGAAUCAGAUUCCGUCGGGAAGGAAGUCGUUACUAGAAGCGUACGGCGAGGUCUUUUUCCGAGCCUGGCGAUCUGCCGAGCCUGGCCCGCGCUUGUUGGAGAUCGAGUAUGGGUUUCUGCAGGGGCUGAUCGAAGCUGCGGUUUUCGCUCGGACGCCCGAGCUGGGAGCGGCGGUUCGGCGGGUGGUGGUCGGAUUCUCCAGUCAGAUGCUGCAACGUGGCGUGGACGAGCUGCUUCUGCGCGCCGCCAAUCCCGCUGUCCGCCGCAACGCCCUUCUCCUAUUGGCCGAGCUCUUCCCUCUCCGCGACCCGGCACAAGGACGAGAGGCGAACGAGUCGCUCCUUUAUCGGCAGCUAUCUCUCCUCUUUGAUCGCCUCUUAAUGGACCCCUGCCCCGCGGUUCGAGCCUCUGCUGCUGAGGUGGCAGGGCGGGUCCUCUGCGUCUUCUGGGAGGUUAUCCCGUCGGGCGUCGCCACGUCAGCGCUGACGCGGAUGGUUGACGAGCUGGCCGCUGACGUGGCCAGCCCUGCGGUGCGGAUGGCAGCAGUGCGGGCGGUGGGGCACCUGUUACAGGGUAACCCUGUUUGCCAUGAGCUGUUACGGGGGAUGCUGCCGCGAAUAGCUGCAGGAUUGAGGGACAGGUCGCGUGGGCUCAUACAGGCUCUGGAGGAACCCAACGACCCAAUUGCAUCCCGCCACGUCACCCGCGUCCUCCUGCCGACCUACCUGCCGCCUCACCUGCCGCCCGUUGCUGCUGCCGGCCGCUUCAUCACCCUCAUGCAGCGGUCUCUCCCUGCUGCUGCCGCUUUCGCGCGCUGCAGCUUCCAGGAAGUUGCGAAGGAUGGCACGGGGAAGAGGGGGCUAACGGAGAGAGGGGGAGGGAAGGGAAUGCUAGGGAAGAGGCAGCAAGAAAAGUUAGGGAGAGGAAAGAAGGUUCCUGGAAGGAAGAGAGGUGCUGCUGGUGUGAGAGAGGUCUAUAACGAGGAUGCAGCAGAGGAGAGUGAUUCGGACCAAUCAGAGCUUGCCAGCGAGGCAGCAGGCCCUGUGAUGCCUCCCUGUGUGGUGGCCUACCGCCUGGAAAUCCUUUUGGGCCAAUCAGAAGCGAGAGCAGGGUUACUGCGCAUGCCCGGGGUGCCCGGGCGGCUGCUGGGCCUGCUGAGGACAGCUGUCGACACACAACUCGCUGGGAUGAUCGACACAGCGAAUGGUGCCCCUGCUGCUGACUCUGGUUCGCACGGUCCCACGUCUGCUGAGCAGGGUCCAGAUUCGGUAGUGCGGAGUUCGGAUGAAGAGUGGGUGGAAGGAGCAGCACUGCGGGUGUAUGUGAAGCUGCUGGUGCUGAUGUGGAGUGAGAGGCAGCACGAGGAGCAGGAGCUGGGACGGAGGGCGCAGAAGCAAGGACGACUGGCAGACGACACGGGAUGCUCUAGCUUGAAGUUCUCGCGUUUUCUGCCAUCACCCUUCCCUCUCUACCUUCUCCUCUGGAUUUCCCAACUCCCCCCCUUGUGUCCAAUUCCCCCCUCCCCAUUGCAUUCCCCAGGAGGAGAAGACCGCUUGGGUUUAGAUCCGAAGUGUGCGAACCAUGUGGUCGUGUUUACCAGCAUCUGCGACGGAAGUUCCGGGAACUCGGCUGGAGCAGCGCAAGCGAGGGGUGGGGCUGAGGCGGCUGUAGCCGCGGGGACGGCAGGGCGCGGAGGAGAGUGGGCUGGUGCCGGCGGAGUGGCGAAGGUACAGGCGAUGUUCGCACCGCUGGGAAUUCAAGUCUCGUGGGUUGACGUCGGCGCUACGGUUGGGGCAGUGGGGGCAGCAGCGCCACAGGCGGAACCACAGGCGGUCCGGGGAGCAGAUGCGCGCGCGCAGGAUCGGCGUGAUGGCGUGGCGAAAGGCUCUUGCGGCUUCAGCAGGGGGGCUUAUAGCGAGUACGAAGGCGAAUACGACGGUGCGGAGAGUACAGUUUCAAGAGCCAGUAGGAUUCUUUCCGGCAACGUGGAGCUGACUCUGCUAGACAUCCAACAGAGAGUAGAAAUUUCCCGGACAGAGGCAGCUGAGGCGCUUGCUGGGGGGAAAGCUGGAGCUGGAGGAGUGGAUGGGUUGAGCGCUAGGAGGGGUUCUGAUAGGACUGGGGCUGCUCAAGACGAGCCGUUUCUCCAGUAUGUUCUUCUGGAAAAGAAACCCACGGUCACAGGCGGUGGUACUGCAAAGGAGCCGCAGGGAGAGCUGUUCGGGGUUCUUCUGAGGUUUCUGGAGGAGGAGGGGCUGGAGGCGCAUGUAUACGUGAAGAGCAAGCGAGUGUCGUGUGCGGGGAUCAUAGCGCCGUUCGCAGGGCAUGUGGCUGUGCUGAGGAUCCGAGACUGCCCGACUUUGCUGGGUCGCCAGCGGCGUAAGCCGGAGAGGCCGCUGAGGAAGCCGGAAGGGGUUAGGCAGAGUCGCAGCCGGGGUUUUCAGGUGUCUGGCCGAGGCAGUGCGAAGCGUAGGCACCAGGAACGGCAUCAACAGGGUUACCAGCAGGAGGGUUACCAACAGGCGAAGAUUCCCCGUAGUGGUGCUAGCGAGAAGGAGGCGAGGGUGGUUAAGGGAAGGGUGGAUGGGGAAGGUGGGAGAAGGGACGGGGGAACGGGAGGAGCUAGUGGGGAUGCGGGGAGAAUGGAGGGUUCUGGGCGCGUUGACGAGAGCGUGGGUGUGUCUGGUAGGAAAAAUGCAGGGGAGAGCAAGGUCAAGCGGGAGGGUGCGGGGAAGGGAGUGGGGAAUGCAGAAGGGAUGUCAGGGCAGACAAUGAGGGGAAUCUUGAGGGAAGAAGAUGCCACCGUGGCGUUUAGACCCGUUGAGAGUGCUGACAGGCUGGCAGAACGCGUGGCUGACGUGUUGCAUGACGUGGCAGCGGAUCUAUACAGUGCUGCCGCGGGAUUAGUGCGAGAGGCGCGGCGCUUCGCUUCCAAGCUGUCCCCUCAUCGCCCCUCCUCCGCCCCAUGCUCACAUCUGUUUCCCUCUCUAUCCCUUUUAACACCCUUCCGAACCCCCAGGUACCGCACCAAAUUUCCCAACUUCCUCUCGCUGCUCUUCUCCAAGCUUCGCUUUCAAAGCAGCCCCCUCAUCGCCCCUCCUCCGCCCUCGGCUGUAGCACGAGCUGGUUACCACCCAGGGGCGCCAGAGGCCGCUACAGCCGUCACUCCCCCAGAGGCAUGUCUUGACUCGACUCAGAACCCGGCUGUAGCACGAACUGGUUACCACCACCCAGGGAUGCCGGAGCUCACUACAGCUGUCACUCCCCCAGAGGCAGGCGGUAAUGCUGGCCCUCCCGAAAAUGCUGGUCCGGGAUGUAGUGCUGGUUUGGAUGGGAGUGCUGUUCAGGAAGGGGGAGGCAAUGCUGCUGUGCACGCCAUGAUUGUGCGUGACCUGUCACGAGCCUUUGGUGCUGUGGCCGAGGGGAGGGAGAAAGGAGAGGAGCAGCAGGGGCAGCAAGAGCGUGACGGGCGGUGGACUGAAGACCAGAACGUUUUGCAUGGGAUAGAAGCUGGAGAAGUAAAGGAGGACGGAAAGGAGGACGGAGAGGUGGGGGAGGAGGAAGAGGGGGAGGUGGGUGAGGAGGAGCAAGAGGAGGGAGAGGAAGGGGAGAGAGAGAAGAAGAGAGAAGUGGGAGAGGAGCCGGAGGAGGGAGAGGUGGGGGACGAAGAGCAAGAGGAGGAGCAAGAAGAAGAGGUAUCAUUCAAUGGAGUAUCAGUGCGGUGCAGCAGAGAGAAAUCAGUAAGCACCCUGAUUCCUCUGCCCUUUGGGGGAAGCGACAGGGGGAGAGUCAUGGGCAUAUUCGGCAACAAGCACAGGCACGUCAAAGAACACAGAACCGCCAGCAGCAUCCCCAAUGCAGUGAUGCUGGUGGGUACUCUGGAGAAUGCUCCGGCAAGGAGACAAUGA